CAAAAACGAUCUGUGGUAAUAAAAAAUAUCUUCCCGGUAAAAAUAAUUUUCAUCAUUUUUUUUCAUUAGAUUUAAAGUUUAAUGUCAAUUAUGGUUUUUAUAUUUAUUUAAUGUAAGUAAUCAAGAAAAAUAAGCAUAUUACAAUAUGAUUGUUUUAAAACCCUCAUGGAUUACUCAUAAUGGAAUGCCAAUAUUUUCAAUUGACAUCCAUCCUGAUGGUACUCGUUUAGCUACUGGUGGACAGGGAAGUGAUUCUGGUUUAGUUAUUUUAUGGAAUACAGCAGCAAUAUUAGAUGAAAAUAGUGAAAAUGACGAAAAUGUUCCAAAAAUUUUAUGUCACGUUGAUAGUCACUUAGCCUGUGUCAAUUGUGUUCGUUGGAGUACAUCGGGUAAAUAUUUAGCAUCUGGCGGUGAUGAUAAAAUUAUUAUGAUAUGGUCACUAACCAAGUAUCCAAAUAGUGGUAAUGUUGUUUUUGGAACAAAAAAUAUUGUUAACAUUGAAACAUGGAAAUGUAUGUAUACACUUAGAUCACAUUCAGGAGAUAUACUUGAUUUAGCUUGGUCUCCCCAAGACACAUAUUUGGCAUCAUGUUCUGUAGAUAAUACUAUUAUAAUAUGGGAUGCUCAAAAGUUUCCCUCUGUACAUAAAAUACUUACUGGUCAUACUGGGUUAGUUAAAGGGGUAUCUUGGGAUCCUAUUGGAAAAUAUAUCUCGUCUCAAUCUGAUGAUAAAUCAUUAAGGAUUUGGAGAACUUCAGAUUGGCAGUCCGAUACAAUUAUUACUACACCUUUCAAAGAUUGUGGUGGAAAUACUGCAGUACUAAGGCAUAGUUGGUCACCUGAUGGUCAAUACCUUAUUUCAGCUCACGCUAUGAACAAUACUGGCCCAGUCGCUAAAGUUAUAGAAAGAGAUGGUUGGACAUAUGAAAAAGAUUAUGUUGGACAUAGAAAAGCUAUAAAUUGUGUUAGAUUUAGUAGUUCAAUAAUGGAACGAAAAAUUGGAAAAAAAACACAUAAAAUGUGUUUAAGUGCUGUUGGUUCUAGAGAUUCGAAUGUUUCUGUUUGGCUUACUGGGCUCAGAAGACCUGUAGUAGUCCUUGAAAGUUUGUUUCAAGGACCUGUUUUAGAUUUAUCUUGGUCAAAAGAUGGCCUCAAUCUGUACGCAUGUUCUUUUGAUGGUACUAUAGCAAUUUUAUUAUUUGAUCAAAAAGAUAUUGGUAAAGCACUAACAGAUCAAGAAAAAAAUGCUAUUUAUGAAAAAAUGUAUGGUGUGUCUUUAUUAGAAAGACAAAACAAUACAAUGCUUAUUGAAAACCCUGCAAUUUUAAAAAUGAAUGGUAUUCAAUCAGUAGUUAAAACAAUAGAUUACUCUUCUAAAAAAGAAAUAAAAAUACCUCCUAAAACUUUACCUCCAAUAUUAAAAAAACAAAUUGAAACUCGAACUUCUGAUGGACGUAGACGUAUAACUCCUAUUUUUAUACCGCCAACAUCUGAUAAUACUGAAGAAAUAAAUAUUUUACCAUUUUCUUCAUCGAGUGAAAGUAAAAGUCAAGUGGUUAUCGAAAGAGUUGAUGACAUAAUAGAACCUAAUAUUAGUAAUAGCUGUAGCAACUUUAGUCAAGAAUCUCAAACACCAAAAAUUAUUGACUCAACUGUGUUAAAAAAUCCACCAACUUCAGUAUUACAAGUUUCUCCUCAUAGAAAUGAAUCUAAAAAGAAAUCGGAACCACAAUCAAUGUUAUCUAGCUUAUUCCCUAUUAAAAAAAUAAAAUUCAAUGCAGUUGAAGAAAAAUGUGAUAAUUUAAAAUCUGAUUUUAUUCAAUGUUCUGCUCAAAAGCGAAAAUAUACUGUUUCUGAUGAAGGCGCUUAUAAAGUUGUCAUUGAAAAUGAGAAAUGUAAUACAACAAGCGGACCAAUAUCAAAGAUGAAAGUUUAUUCUAACAAUAUAAUUAUUUGGGAAAAGGUAUUUAGUUCUAGUAUAGUGAAAUACUGCAUGAAUAAAACAUUGUGUGUCUUAAUUGUAGCAUUAAGUAAUUCUACAAUACACUUAUUAGAAUCUAAGAAUGGUUCCCCUGUUUGUCCUCCAUAUGUUUUAUCAUCACCUGUUAAUCAAAUAAGCUCCAACAACAACUAUUUAUUAUGUAUGACUCAAAAUACAUUAUCUGUUUGGGACAUCAAUGAACAAGUUUGUGUUUUACAUGAGGAAAAAUUAAAUACAUUAAUUUGUUCUAACAAAAAUAAACCAGUCCAUGUACAAAAAUGUAUGUUAACUGAAAAUGGAACAGCUCUAAUAACUUUAACUACAGGAAAGUCCUAUAUGUUUUCUAUUAAAACUAAAUGUUGGAUGAUGAUUGGAGACAGUGGAGAUCCAAUAUAUUCAUAUUCUUCUCAAAAGCAUAAGCACAACGAAUUAAAUAAAAGUAGCACUCAAUAUCCAUUAAGUGUGAUGCAAGCUUAUUCUUCUAAAUAUAAGCCAAAUUUGAUCUUAAAAGGUAAUGAAGAAAUAACAUCUUUAUGUUCAAAAGCAUUUUUAGAACAACAAAUGUCAGCAGCUUUAGCUUUGGAAUCUGAUAAAGAAUAUAAGUAUUGGCUUUUAACAUUUGUUUCAUUUUUAACUGAAACAGAAGAUAAUGAAAGUUUGAGGUUCUUAUGUCAAAGUUUACUAGGAAGUUCUCACAGUUAUCAAAAACAUAAAAAAAAUCACACCAUACUAGGUAUGUCAAAACAUGAACUUUUGAAAGAAGUACUAGUUAUAGUUGCAGGUUCAAGAAGUACUCAAAGAAUAUUUACGGAGUUCCAUGAUCAAUUACAGCAACUAUCCAGAUAAAAAAAAUAAAAAACAUAGUAUAACAUGUUUUUACUCUUUUUACAUUGAAUGUAAAUCAAUGGUUUUUAUUUUUUAUGAUUCCUUAAUAAUACUUCUGACUUCAUAAUACUACUGUAUUACUUCAUGUUUAAAUAGUUUAUAUUUUUGUUUUAUUCAUAGACAUUACACUUAACUUAAUAAAUGUUAUUAGCUUAACUUAAAUGUAACAUAAUAUAAUGUUCAGUGUAAUGCAAAAUUAUAAUUAAGUUUUUAGUUCCUUUUACUUAUAAUGAAGUAUAUUUUUACUUGUAUUUUUGUAAUUUAAAUAAUAUUAAAGUAAUUGAAGUAUAAUUGUAACAUAGAAAUUAAUUCAUAUAGGUUUUGGCUUUAUACAAUUGUAAUUUAUAUGGGGUUUUAAUACUCAAGUAAGAUUAAUCUUAAUUAUUGGCUAUGUUUACUGUAUAAUUAAUUAAAUUUGUUAACAAAUGCUGUGAUUUUUUUAUUUAUGUUAAAAAAAUUGUACAUAGUUUUUUUUGUAAAUUUUUGUUAUUUUGUAUGUAAAAAAUAUUUAUGCUGUAUAAUAUAUUUGAUGAACAUCUAAAAUAAUAAAUGACAACUUGGUAAAUUGAGCUUGUA
Messenger RNA from Daktulosphaira vitifoliae (grape phylloxera), 3442 nucleotides. It is a transcript of the gene Hira, whose product is annotated as protein HIRA homolog. Lineage: Eukaryota; Metazoa; Arthropoda; Insecta; Hemiptera; Phylloxeridae. The record is from RefSeq and is a predicted model, not a curated record. The transcript has 2 exons. Gene Ontology annotation, molecular function: nucleosome binding; protein binding. Gene Ontology annotation, biological process: regulation of DNA-templated transcription; DNA-templated transcription; chromatin remodeling. Gene Ontology annotation, cellular component: HIR complex; nucleus. The coding region runs from base 146 to 2827 and encodes 893 amino acids.